Nilaparvata lugens (brown planthopper) is the source of this 336-nucleotide messenger RNA. RefSeq lists its product as uncharacterized. Bases 1 to 336 code for a protein of 111 amino acids. The transcript has a single exon. The record is from RefSeq and is a predicted model, not a curated record. Lineage: Eukaryota; Metazoa; Arthropoda; Insecta; Hemiptera; Delphacidae.
AUGGUGACUGUGCAAAAGAGGGGAAGGGACAUCACAAAACCUGCUGCAGUUUUCGACUACAACAAAGGGAAAUCUUUUAUAGAUUUGAGUGACCAGAUGGCAGCCUAUUCUGGGUGCCUUAGACGGGGUGUCAAAUGGUAUAGGAAGGUAGCAUUCAAUCUGAUGUUGAGCACUGCCAUAGUGAAUGCCUUCUCUGUAUAUAAAACAGUGACUGGUAAUGUUCUUUCAAUCACUGAUUUCAAAGAGUUCAUUAUCAACAGCUGGUUGGAUGCAUCUCAAAUCUUGCCGCAAGAAGCUGAGCCACCAUCCACUGCAAGUAUUGUUACCAAAAAUUGA